GCCGCCUCCCAGGGCAGGAUGCAGCGGCUGCCGCCCGCGGCCGGCACCGGCUGCGCGGACAGAGGCGGCGGAUGAGGCAGCUCCCCACGCCCCCCACCGGCAGGUGCAGGAUGGAACAUGAGGCUACUCAGCUGGAAAAUCAGCAUGUACAUAGUGUGUAUGAAAGCACAGCCUCCUAUUUUAAUGACCUGCAGAGCAAAGCAUGGCCUCGUGUUCGUCAGUUUCUGUUGGAGCAAAAGCCUGGCAGUCUCAUUGCUGAUAUAGGAUGUGGGACUGGAAAGUAUCUCAAUAUCAACAGUCAGGUGUUUAAUCUGGGCUGUGAUUACUGCGAACCUUUGAUAAAUAUUGCAAGGAAGAAAGGCUGUGAAGUCUCAGUAUGUGACAACCUUAAUCUUCCCCUUAGGGAUCAGUGCUUCAAUGCAAUCAUCUCCGUCGGAGUGAUUCACCAUUUCUCAACUAAACAAAGAAGAAUCAAAGCAAUAAAAGAAAUGGCAAGGGUGUUGAUACCUGGAGGUCAGAUCAUGAUUUAUGUUUGGGCUAUGGAACAAAAAAAUCGUCGCUUUGAAAAACAAGACGUAUUUGUUCCAUGGAAUAGGGACUUAUGCUCCCGGCUUCUUUCAGAAUCAAAUCAGUUUGGACAUAAGAGUGAUCUUGAACAUACUGUAAAAAAACACCCUCAGCAACUAGUAGGCUCUGAAUGCAGCUACCCAAUUAAUCUUAAACAGGAACUUGAUACAAAAACUUCCCACAGUACAGACCAUUGCUUAGCAAAAACCUGCUGCAUGAAAAUGUCUGAAGAAGAAGAAAAUCGAUUCUAUAGUGCUCUAGGGAAAUCUUUUCGUUCAUGGUUUUUCUCCAGAUCCCUUGAUGAAUCAACCUUAAGAAAGAAAACUGAGAAGGUGAAAUCUCUGAAGAAUGUAGGAGGAUGGGCAAACAGUACCAUAUCCAUUCAACCGUCAAGACACUGCAGUUUAGACUUAGGUCACUGUGGGCCAUUGUUAAAAGAGCAAAGUUUAGAUGAUGAUGAAGUGUUUAUGGAAAAUGCAUCUGUCAAAAAACCACAAUGGAUGACAGCCUCAGGUGUAAUAAGGGAUUUAAAUGAAGAACACCAUGGAAUAGUUCAAAGCAAGAAUGAAGAAACAUCUUUUCUGAGUGGUCCUGUGGAAGACGGGGACAACAACUGUACUUAUAGUAGAGAUGAAGAUGGUAAGUCUACCACUAGCAAACUCUUUCAAAGAACUUCAACAACUGACUCCACUGAUUCUAUUUUGGAUGAAGCAAUGGCUGUUGAGGACCAGGUUGUUGACAUAUUGGAUACAAAAGCCUUCAUGCGUUAUUAUCAUGUUUUUCGGGAAGGAGAGCUAUGCUGUCUACUGGAAGAGAAUGUGCCUGAGCUUCAUAUUAUUAGUUCUUGCUAUGAUCAUGGAAACUGGUGCAUUAUUGCAGAGAAAAUAGCAAAAUAACUGCAAACUGAGCAAAUAAAACAAAACUUUGAAAAUUGAAAACUUUGAACACUGCUCCGUGAAGGUGUUCUGU
Molecule: messenger RNA, 1536 nt
Organism: Mauremys mutica (yellowpond turtle)
Lineage: Eukaryota; Metazoa; Chordata; Testudines; Geoemydidae
Gene: TRMT9B
Product: tRNA methyltransferase 9B (putative)
Exons: 4
Coding region: 72-1463 (463 amino acids)
Biological process (GO): tRNA wobble uridine modification
Cellular component (GO): nucleus; cytoplasm
Molecular function (GO): tRNA binding; S-adenosylmethionine-dependent methyltransferase activity
Source: RefSeq, a predicted model, not a curated record